AUGGUUAAAAGAGUUGUAGAACGUGCUUGGAAGCUUAAAGGUAAUUUUAUGCUCACUAUUCAUGGUGAAUCUGCGUUUAUUUUUUAUUUUGUGGAUGAUGAGGAUAGAUCUACUGCUCUUGAGCAUGGAUAUUUAUAUAUUUCAAACCAAUUGUUCCUAGUGCAACCUUGGCAUCCAGAUAUUGAAAGUGAAAUUGCUGAAUUGAAAUCGGUUCCGAUUUGGAUAAAUCUUAGAAAAGUUCCUUUGCAUUUCUGGGAUUCAGAUGGAUUGAGUAGUAUUGCUAGUUAUUUGGGAAGGCCUGUUAGGAUGGAUAAUCAAACUUUGAAUAGAUCUAGAAUAAGUUAUGCUCGUGUUUGUGUUGAAGUUGAUGUUAUGUUUGAUUACCAAGCCUCUAUUCCGGUAGUGGUUGAUGAUAGUAAGAGAUUUAAUGUGUAUGUUGAGUAUUCAUGGAAACCCCCUAAGUGUAUGCAUUGUCAUGUGUUUGGUCAUAAUCGUAAUGGUUGUUCUAAGCUCAAAAUGGAGAAGGCUGCAGCUGUUAUAGCUGCAAUAGAUAAGAAGAAGCAACAAGUUAAGGAAGUAUACCCCAAUAUAGAGGAUGAGGUGGAGGUUACUGAUAUUACUGAUUCAUAUUCUAUUUCUAAUAUGAAUGAUGAUGAGAAUCAUGUCCCAAUUGAGAAUUUAGAGAAGAAUGUUUCUUUACAAACUAGUAAUAUGUUUGAGGGAUUGCAGAUAAGAUCUACUGACCCUAAAAAAGUCAGUAGAGUGAAGAAACCCCAUAUUCCUUCUCUUAAAGAUGUUUAA
Papaver somniferum (opium poppy) is the source of this 801-nucleotide messenger RNA. RefSeq lists its product as uncharacterized. The record is from RefSeq and is a predicted model, not a curated record. NCBI's taxonomy places the organism in Eukaryota, Viridiplantae, Streptophyta, Magnoliopsida, Ranunculales, Papaveraceae. The transcript has 3 exons. Bases 1 to 801 code for a protein of 266 amino acids.